AUGCGGUGCGAGCACGACGGCCGCGAGUGCUCGUACGGCGAGAAGGAGCGCAAGACGCCGCUCACGCGCCAGCGCAUGACCGAGCUCGAGGACCGCAUCGCACUGUACGACAAGGUCUGGCACGGCGUGUUUUCGGGGUAUGAGUUUGACGCUGCGUGCGACGACUUUGAAGCGCGCGGCCCGGGCGACGUGCUCUCCAAGCUCGCUGCGUUGCACUUUAGCGACGUGGUGAAAGCGCAAGCACCAGCACCAGCACCAGCCAAGGUGGCUGAGCUCAUCACGCCGGCGUCUCCUCCUCCAAAGCGGUCGGCCGCUACAUCGGCAGCAGCAGACGCCGAAGACGACGACGACGACCUCCCCGCUACGCUUCCGCCGACCCGUGCCCACUCGCCCGCGGCUGUCGUGGCACCGCUCCCCCUCCUCGAGCCAGAUACAGCGUACAACUACGAGUGGGCCGAGGACGCGGCCAUCCCGCCGCGCGACGACGCGGGCAUGGGCUCGAUGAUCCACGGGCGGGGCACGAGCUACUUUGGCCUGUCGUCUGGCGCGGCAUUCCUCAACGCCAUCCAGAAGCUCACCCCCGUGCGGGUACAGGGCAUCUCUCCUGUCCAGGUCACGGAGCACGCGGCGGCCGGCAUGAUCCUCUCGGACGACCAGUGGUCGCCGCCGCACGACCAGUUCUCCUCCCCACACGACUGGGACAGCCCGACUGCCGCGACCGUCGCUAUCCCCCCGUACUCCGAGGUGCGGGGCUACGUCGACGGCUACUUCAAGUACUUCCACCCCAUCACGACGAUCGUGCAUGAGCCCACUAUCCGUGCACAGGUGACUGGCGCGCUUCGCGUCCCUGCGAAACCGGGCACUGAGGUGCUCCUCAACAUGGUGUUCGCGAUGGGCGCGCUCGAUUCCGGCAUGAGCGCGCAGAGCGCCGACGGGAACAAGUACUACCUCGUCGCGCGGCGUGCCCUCGAGCGCGACAUUCUCGAGGGCGGGACGCUGUCGCUCGUACAAGGGCUCGCCAUCAUGUCCAACUAUCUGCAGCGGUCAGGGCGCCCAAACGCGGGGUACAUGUGCCUCGGGUGGGCGCUGCGCAUGGCCAUGACACUGGGCCUGCACACGCCCGUCACGUCGCCGCGGUGCACGCCGUUCGAGCGCGAGAUGCGUCUGCGUGUGUGGUGGGCCGUGGUCACCAUCGAGGCUGGGUGCUCAGUCACCUUUGGCCGGCCGCACCCCGCCGGCGCGUUCCAGCUCGAUGCGGCGCCGAUCCCCAUCAACUGCGACGACGAGCACCUGACUGUCGGCAGCGCGGACCCGCCGGGAAACAUCGGCGAGGUGACAAUGUACACGGCGCUCGUGUACCAGUCGCGCCUGGCACGCGUGACCUGCGCGCUCGUCGACCGCAUCCUGCACUCGAACCCCGCGCCGGCGGUACACGAGCUGAGAAAGUACGACAACCGGAUAGUCUCGGUCAUCGAGUCGAUGCCAGAGUACAUGCGCACUGCGCCACCCCCAGGACCAUACGGCCUGGCGAUGAGCAUCCAGCACUGGCGCACGCGCGACAUCCGCGCGAUUCUGUACCGCCCCCUGCUGCUCGGCGCGGCGUGGGGGAACCGUACCGGCCUGUCCGGGGAAGUUCUCGACGCGAUAGAGACGUGCCGGUCCCUCGCGGUAGAGAAUCUACAAGACAUUGCCAAGUUCAUGGCCAACACGGACGACUCGUCGCGCUGCACAGAGUGGUACGCAAUCUACUUUGCGUUCCAGUCGGCCCUCACGCUGCUGCUGAGCGUCGUCGCCGAACCCGACAACCCGUCCGCUGUGCUCUGGCGUCAGGUGAUCAUGUCCACCGCGGCAUGGUUCCACAAGUGCCGCUCAAUGACCGCGCUCGGCGCAAGCUACGCCCGCGUGCUCGAGAACGUGCUCGGCGCGACGCCGCAGUCGGCCGAAGCGGCCGGCCUCGCCGGCCUCCAGAGCCUGCUCUCGUCGUGGUCCACCGCCGCGCAGGACGCCGCCGUGCAAGAGGGGAACGGCAACGGCGACCUGGGGUUCGAUAUGGACCGCUACUGGCUCGAAAUAUGGGGGUUGACGUCGGGAAUCGGCGCAACCCUGGACACUGCCCUCGUGGAAGCGGGCCUGCAACCAGAAGUGUAACUUGUUUGUCUGUACUGUACAGUAUAAUUAAUGCAUCGUCGUGU
Messenger RNA from Vanrija pseudolonga, 2192 nucleotides. RefSeq names its product Regulatory protein GAL4. Gene Ontology annotation, cellular component: nucleus. NCBI's taxonomy places the organism in Eukaryota, Fungi, Basidiomycota, Tremellomycetes, Trichosporonales, Trichosporonaceae. Gene Ontology annotation, biological process: DNA-templated transcription; positive regulation of transcription from RNA polymerase II promoter by galactose. The transcript has 4 exons. The record is from RefSeq and is a predicted model, not a curated record. Bases 1 to 2148 code for a protein of 715 amino acids. Gene Ontology annotation, molecular function: DNA-binding transcription factor activity, RNA polymerase II-specific; RNA polymerase II cis-regulatory region sequence-specific DNA binding; zinc ion binding.